AGGCGGGGAGGCAGGACGGGAGAAAGAACUGGAAGAGGGAAAGCCGCGUAGGUGGGAGCGAAGCGAGGGUGGUGGGGAGACCCGCGCCUUUGCAGAUGAGGAGGGGGCGGCUUUCAUAACUAAUACCCCCGCUGCGCCCCCGCUGGGGUCUCCACAGUGUCCUGCCUGUCCCCACUCCUCGCUGAGAGCUCGGCUCCUCCCCGCCGCGUAGCGGGGAGCCCGGCUGCCUCGCGUGCUCGGGGCGGGCCGGCGGACUGCACCGUGGUUCCCUAGCCCGGGUGCGGGACGAAAGCGCGGGGCAGAGCGGCUGCCGCGGACCGAGAAAGGGCUACGAGCGAAGCGGUGCCGUGGACGAGUUAGAGCCGGGGCAGGGGAGUCGUGCGGGGCUGAGGCGAGUGUGUUUUGUGGACGGCACCUUCCCAGACAGCUCAGUAGAGCCCAGCUCGGCGCCCGGCAGCCUUCGUCGCGAUGUUCCGCCGGAGCUUUAAUCGUUUUUGUGCUGGAGAAGAGAAAAGAGUUGGUACACGUACAGUGUUUGUUGGCAAUCAUCCAGUUUCAGAAACAGAAGCUUACAUUGCACAAAGAUUUUGUGAUAAUAGAAUAGUCUCAUCUAAGUAUACACUCUGGAAUUUCCUCCCAAAGAAUCUGUUCGAACAGUUUAGAAGAAUUGCAAAUUUUUAUUUUCUCAUCAUUUUCCUUGUGCAGGUCACAGUAGACACACCGACUAGCCCGGUUACCAGUGGACUUCCACUUUUCUUUGUUAUAACUGUUACAGCCAUCAAGCAGGGAUAUGAGGAUUGGCUAAGACACAGAGCUGACAAUGAAGUCAACAAGAGCACUGUUUACAUUAUUGAAAAUGCAAAGCGAGUGAGAAAAGAGAGUGAAAAAAUCAAGGUUGGUGAUGUAGUAGAAGUACAAGCAGAUGAAACCUUCCCCUGUGAUCUUAUUCUUCUAUCAUCCUGCACUAGUGAUGGAACCUGUUACGUUACUACAGCCAGUCUUGAUGGGGAAUCCAAUUGCAAGACACAUUAUGCAGUACGGGAUACCACUGCACUGUGUACAGCCGAGUCCAUUGAUACCCUCCGAGCAGCAAUUGAAUGUGAGCAGCCUCAGCCUGACCUCUACAAGUUUGUUGGACGAAUCAAUAUCUACAGUAAUAGUCUUGAGGCGGUUGCCAGGUCUUUGGGACCUGAAAAUCUCUUGUUGAAAGGAGCCACACUAAAAAAUACCAAGAAGAUAUAUGGAGUUGCUGUUUACACUGGGAUGGAAACCAAAAUGGCUUUGAACUACCAAGGGAAAUCUCAGAAGCGUUCUGCUGUUGAAAAAUCCAUUAAUGCCUUCCUGAUUGUGUAUUUAUUUAUCUUACUGACCAAAGCUGCAGUAUGCACUACUCUAAAGUAUGUUUGGCAAAGUACCCCCUAUAACGAUGAACCUUGGUAUAACCAAAAGACUCAGAAAGAGCGGGAAACUUUGAAGGUUUUGAAAAUGUUCACUGACUUCCUGUCAUUUAUGGUUCUAUUCAACUUUAUCAUUCCUGUAUCCAUGUAUGUCACGGUAGAAAUGCAGAAAUUCUUGGGCUCCUUCUUCAUUUCAUGGGAUAAGGACUUUUAUGAUGAAGAAAUUAAUGAAGGAGCCCUGGUUAACACAUCAGACCUUAAUGAAGAACUUGGUCAGGUGGAUUAUAUAUUUACAGACAAGACUGGAACACUCACUGAAAAUAGCAUGGAAUUCAUUGAGUGCUGCAUCGAUGGGCACAAAUAUAAAGGUGCAGCUCAGGAGACUGAUGGACUCUCUCAAACUGAUGGACCCUUAACGUAUUUUGACAAAGCAGAUAAGAACCGAGAAGAGCUCUUUCUGCGUGCCUUGUGUUUAUGUCAUACUGUAGAAAUUAAAACAAAUGAUGCUGUUGAUGGACCUACAGAAUCAGCUGAAUUAACUUACAUGUCCUCUUCACCAGAUGAAAUAGCUUUGGUGAAAGGAGCUAAAAAGUAUGGGUUCACAUUUGUAGGAAUUCGGAAUGGCCAUAUGAGAGUGGAGAACCAAAGAAAAGAAAUAGAAGAGUAUGAACUUCUUCACACCUUAAACUUCGAUUCUGUCCGUCGUCGUAUGAGUGUCAUUGUGAAGACUCAAGCAGGAGACAUACUUCUCUUUUGUAAAGGAGCAGACUCAGCAGUCUUCCCCAGGGUGCAAAAUCAUGAAAUUGAGUUAACUAAAGCCCAUGUGGAACGUAAUGCAAUGGAUGGGUAUCGGACACUUUGUGUAGCCUUCAAAGAAAUCGCUCCAGAUGAUUAUGAAAGAAUUAACAGACAGCUCAUCGAGGCAAAAAUGGCCUUACAAGACAGAGAAGAAAAAAUGGAAAAGGUUUUUGAUGAUAUUGAGACAAACAUGAAUUUAAUUGGAGCCACUGCAGUGGAAGACAAGCUGCAAGAUCAAGCAGCUGAGACCAUUGAAGCUCUGCAUGCAGCAGGUCUGAAAGUCUGGGUGCUUACUGGGGACAAGAUGGAGACAGCCAAAUCGACCUGCUAUGCGUGCCGCCUCUUCCAAACCAGCACUGAGCUCUUGGAACUGACUACAAAAACCAUCGAAGAAAGUGAAAGGAAAGAAGAUCGAUUACAUGAGUUGUUGAUAGAAUAUCGUAAGAAGUUGCUGCAUGAUUUUCCUAAAAGUACUAGAAGCCUUAAAAAAGCAUGGACAGAACAUCAAGAAUAUGGAUUAAUCAUCGAUGGCUCUACAUUGUCACUCAUAUUAAAUUCUAGUCAAGACUCCAGUUCUAACAAUUACAAAAGCAUUUUCUUGCAGAUAUGUAUGAAGUGCACCGCAGUGCUCUGCUGUCGGAUGGCACCUUUACAGAAAGCCCAGAUUGUCAGAAUGGUGAAGAAUUUAAAAGGCAGCCCAAUAACGCUGUCAAUAGGUGAUGGUGCCAAUGAUGUUAGUAUGAUCUUGGAAUCCCAUGUGGGAAUAGGUAUAAAAGGCAAAGAAGGUCGGCAAGCAGCCAGGAAUAGCGAUUAUGCUGUUCCAAAGUUUAAACAUUUAAAAAAACUGCUCUUGGCUCACGGACAUCUAUAUUAUGUGAGAAUAGCACACCUUGUACAGUAUUUCUUCUAUAAGAACCUUUGUUUCAUUUUGCCACAAUUUUUGUACCAGUUCUUCUGUGGAUUCUCACAACAGCCACUGUAUGAUGCCGCUUACCUUACAAUGUACAAUAUCUGCUUCACAUCCUUACCCAUCCUGGCCUACAGCCUGCUGGAGCAGCACAUCAACAUUGACACUCUGACCUCAGAUCCCCGAUUGUAUAUGAAAAUUUCUGGCAAUGCCAUGCUACAGUUGGGACCCUUCUUAUAUUGGACGUUUCUAGCUGCAUUUGAAGGGACAGUGUUCUUCUUUGGGACUUACUUUCUUUUUCAGACUUCAUCCCUAGAAGAAAAUGCAAAGGUAUAUGGAAACUGGACUUUUGGAACCAUUGUUUUUACAGUCUUAGUAUUCACUGUAACUCUGAAGCUCGCCUUGGAUACUCGUUUCUGGACAUGGAUAAAUCACUUUGUGAUUUGGGGUUCUUUAGCCUUUUAUGUAUUUUUCUCAUUCUUCUGGGGAGGAAUUAUUUGGCCUUUUCUCAAACAACAGAGAAUGUAUUUCGUAUUUGCUCAAAUGCUGUCUUCUGUAUCUACAUGGUUGGCCAUAGUUCUUCUAAUAUUUAUCAGCCUUUUCCCUGAGAUUCUCCUGAUAGUAUUAAAGAAUGUAAGAAGAAGAAGUGCCAGGAGAAAUCUGAGCUGUAAAAGGGCAUCUGACUCAUUAUCCGCCAGACCUUCAGUCAGACCUCUUCUUUUACGAACAUUCUCAGACGAAUCUAAUAUAUUGUAACAGAAUCCGAAUCUUGAACUGCCUAUGUUAUUGUCCUACAAGCAUAUUGACAAUGGUUACAGCUAAAAAAGAAAGCAGGAAGAAACAACUACAAAAAGUUAUCAUCUCAGGAUACUCAAUAUGCAACAAAUUAAACCACUCUCUUAUGUCUAGGGUUCAGAAUCAAUGUCCAUUAAAAUACCAAAUGACUCUCUUAAGCAUUUACAGUUAUUGUUAAGUAGCCGUUAUGGCCAAAGCUCUUAAGUUAUGAAUCAUGUGAAAGUUGAAAGCACGAAUAAUUAGAAUUUCUGGCUUUAGAUAGAAUAAUAUAACUACCCAAUGGGUGCUCCUUUAACCCAUGAACUCUGUGAAUGGAUCUAAAUAUAAUAGUAUAAAGUAGAAGUCAUACAAUGGGAAUGAAUAGACUUUGCUAAUCUUACUCUUUUUGCCUGGCAGAAGAAAUAGGCUGUUUGGAUCACAUUUCUUGUUCCUGCUGAAUGAUCAUCUUAAAUUAUUUUUUUUCAAAUAUAUGAAAGGAAUACUUGAACAUACAAGAAGACUAAAUGGUUAAUCUUUUCUGUUCACCCACAUGCUAAUUUUGUCUUCAUAGACUAUCCUUGCCCAAAAAAUACCUUGAACCCUUAUGUGGAAAGAACGUUCAUCCUGGAUAUUUUUGUGAGAAUCAAAAAAAUCGCUCAUUUUAUUUUUGUUCUUCUGAAUUAAAUCCCACUUGAUGGGUGUGUGGCUACUAGAUUUGAAAAUAAAAACAUUUCCAACCGCUUAGUAAGUAGCCCAUCAAGAGAGUGAAGAUAUAACAGAUUUUUUUCCAAUAUUAGUUUUACUGGGAUCUGAGGUGAGAUAGGCAAAACCAUAGUUACAUAAAAAAUAAAGCCAUCUGAACAUCAAUCUUCUAUAAUUUUUUGUGGAGAGGGAAAAAAUAGCUUAUAACUGUUAAUGGUUAUUUUUUGAAAGAGGCUGCCUUUGUGCAUAUAUGCAGCACUUUUUUUUUUUUAACUUGCCAAUUUGGGAAAGAGGGAUCCAUCCCAAGACGGUGGUGAUUCAGCUGCAGAGCCGUGAUUGUGAACAUGAAUGUUUUCUCAGCAAACAUGGUUGGGUGAUGGUCUAACUUUAAACCAUGAGAUUCACCUUGGUAAAGUCCUCAACUUACUGGACUAGAAGGGGGCUUUAGCCUCCUAAUGAGUUCACUUAAAAACAUAAACAUAAAUGUGAAAUGUCUUUAUUAAAUGUUAAACACUUUUUUUGGAUAUAAAUGGCUACAUUUGACUACAAGAUUGAAAUGGGCUCUUAAAAAGUGUUUUCAGGGGCGCAUGGCUGGCUCAGUCAGUGAAGCAUGCGUCUCUUGGAUCUCUCGGGGUCAUGAGUUCGAGCCCCACAGUGGGCAUAGAGAUUACUUAAAAAAAAAAAAAAGUGUUUUCAUACCUGUUCCCAUUUUUGGUUGUCUUUCUGGCAUGCCUGUACUAUUAUUAGUGUUUAUAUCAUACCUUGAUUUAGAAAAGUAUUGAAUUCAAUCUAUACCAGUGUAUUUAUAUGGUCCACAUGGCACAUUUGAUUCUUCCAUAUAUAUUUUGUGUAAUGUUUAGGUGUAAUUUUUCUUAAAUUCCAGGAAGGACAGAAUUUCAGUUAUCAGAAACCUAUCCAUCAUUAUGCCCCUUUUUCAUUAUUUCAUUUGUUCUCACCUAUCAGUAUUAUUUUUGAGUAUUUUGUUAGAUGUCAUUCACAGCUUACCCAAGUGUGCUGUGUUCUGGUCGCCUAUAUUUGAGGUAAUCUACUGAAAACAAAGUCUGUGUAUUCUUUGCCUAUUCCAAAGAGCUUAAAAAAAAAAAUCAGACCCAGGAAAGCUUUUGAUGUUUUUUGUUGUUCUUGUUCGUGGUCUGGCCGUUGCUGUGUUGUUUCUGUUGUCUCACAUAAGUACUGUAGGGACUGUGAAUACAAAUGAGAGAGCCACAAUAUAGAGAGAGGCUCGUUGAGCGCAAACCAUUGAAGAUUGCCAUAAUCAGAACAUCCAGGGCAGUGGAAAUGUAACUGGUGGUAUGUAAAAUUCCUCGCAGCCAGGAAGAAAGGUGACUAAGGGGGAUUUAAAGUCCUGUCACAGCUACACGUUACACUGUAGCUCAAAUUCACGAUGGUGAAAUCAUGGCCUAGAUCCUUGAGAGGGACCUGACUUUCCUUUUUGAAAGAUAUUUUAUUAAUGAGCUAAAAAAUGGCUAGCAUGGGUUAGCAGAUGUAAUCACUCGAAGUAAGCCUUCUCACAGUAUUCCUAGCACUACAAGCUAACCACCUUAUUUUGUGACAGAGAAUGGGGGAAAAUGUAAUAAUGGGAUCACAUACCCAUCAUUUGAACAACUUUGAACUAUCAAGAUGUCCUUGUAAUUUUCACAACUGUUGUCCUUUGUUUGAAGGUGUAACCUACUAAACGUAAAACACAGAUUCUGUAUCUACAACAUCUACACCAGCAACAGUAUAAAUGUAGGCCUAAAUUUGCAAAAUUCAUAAUAAUUUAGUGAUGGAAUUUUUUAAUAACAUGCAGUAUAUAAAUGUGCAGAUUUUAUGCAAGUGUUAACAAAAUCAUUUUUCAGCUUGCAAAAUGGGACUGCAAAAUUACAUUUUUCACUUAAGCAAUUUUUUACAUCUAUGUCGUUGCUUUCUAUAAUGACUGUGAAUGCCAUCUUUUAUGAAUGCAACUUGCCUUUUUCAUUACAGAAAUUUUUGUUUGAUGUAUCAAUAAACUUUGGUAUGAUAUGAUUGA
Messenger RNA from Zalophus californianus (California sea lion), 6604 nucleotides. It is a transcript of the gene ATP11C, whose product is annotated as ATPase phospholipid transporting 11C. Gene Ontology annotation, biological process: phospholipid translocation. The coding region runs from base 469 to 3858 and encodes 1129 amino acids. Gene Ontology annotation, molecular function: ATP hydrolysis activity; ATPase-coupled intramembrane lipid carrier activity; magnesium ion binding. Gene Ontology annotation, cellular component: endoplasmic reticulum; trans-Golgi network; recycling endosome. The transcript has 31 exons. The record is from RefSeq and is a predicted model, not a curated record. NCBI's taxonomy places the organism in Eukaryota, Metazoa, Chordata, Mammalia, Carnivora, Otariidae.